Molecule: messenger RNA, 3289 nt
Organism: Penaeus indicus
Lineage: Eukaryota; Metazoa; Arthropoda; Malacostraca; Decapoda; Penaeidae
Gene: GCS2beta
Product: glucosidase 2 subunit beta-like
Exons: 10
Coding region: 55-1713 (552 amino acids)
Biological process (GO): N-glycan processing
Cellular component (GO): glucosidase II complex
Molecular function (GO): calcium ion binding; protein binding
Source: RefSeq, a predicted model, not a curated record
GAGACGCCGGCGAAGGAAGGUGUUUGCAGAUCCUCUCUCGCGAAAACCUCUAAGAUGAAGUUCAUUUUAGCUCUUUCUAUGCUCUGCUUGGCAUCGGGGGCUGUCGUUAAAGCAGCUGAGGUGCUAAGGCCGAGAGGAGUGGCCUUAUCGAAAGCUUCUUUUUAUGACCCAACAAGAGACUUCAACUGCUUAGAUGGAUCAGGAACAAUCCCUUUUGCGUAUGUUAAUGACGACUACUGUGACUGUCAGGAUGGCAGUGAUGAACCUGGUACAUCAGCUUGUCCCAAUGGAUUCUUUCACUGCACAAAUGUUGGCCACUCCCCCCUCAACAUCCCAUCAUCCAGAGUAAAUGAUGGUGUUUGCGACUGCUGUGAUGCAUCGGAUGAGUAUGCCUCGGUCUCCAAUUGUGUUGACACGUGUCGAGAGCUUGGCCGCGCAGCCCGGGAGGAAGCUGCCAAGCAACAAGAGGAGAGACUGAAAGGCUUCCAGAUGCGGCAGUCGAUGAUAGAAGAAGGCCGUAAACGAAAGAAGGAAGCUGAGGUGAAAAUAGAUGAGCUCAAGAAAGAGAGAGAGGAAGCAGAAGCCGCCCGAAAUGAGAAGGAGGAAAUCAAGAAGCUUGUUGAGGAGCCUGAGAAGGAGGCCCUGGAGAAAUACAAUGCCAUUGAGCAGGAAAGAAAGGCCAAGGCUGACGCAGAACAGAAGGCCAAGGAGGAAGCUGAAGCCCGAGAGGCAUUUGCUCACCUGGACAAUGACGGAGAUGGAAUUUUGACAGUCGCUGAACUCCAGUCUCGGCAGACCUUUGAUACAAACAGAGAUGGAGAGGUGACUGCUGAGGAAGCCAAGUUCUACCUACGGCAAGAGGAAACCAUGGACUUAGAAACCUUCCUGGUGUCCGGGUGGCCCAUGAUGCGACCCACAUACAAGAUGGACCAGAGGAUGUUUGUACCUCCCACCACUGAGGCACCAGCAGAGGCACUAACCCCACCUCCUGUUCCUGGAUCUGAGGGCAAGGAUGAACAGCAAGGAGAGGAGGAUGAACAUUUCGAUGAUGAGGACUUUGACACUGGCCUGGACCCUGAGGAUGAAGGUGAUAUGGAAGAGGAUGAUGGAAUCGAAGAUUAUGAUCUCCCUGAGGAUGAUGAUGCUGAAGACAUACCAAAGGAGGAGGAGGAGGAAGAGAUCGACCAGAAAUAUGAUGAAGAAACACAAAAGCUUGUUGACGCUGCCAAUAAGGCCAGAGAAGACUUCGAUGAGGCUGACAGGAGAGUGAGGGACUUAACAAGGGAGUUGCGCUCGCUGGAGGAGACUCAAGAAAAAGAUUAUGGUCCUGAGGAGGAAUUUAGAGUUAUGGAUGGAGACUGUUAUGAAUACACAGACAGGGAAUAUACGUACCGUCUCUGUCCGUUCGAUAAGGCCGUACAAAAGCCCAAGUCCGGCCAUGGGGAAAUUCGACUUGGCCAGUGGGGUGAAUGGUCAGGCCCAGAGGAGGAUAAAUAUAGCAGAAUGAAAUAUACCAGCGGACAGACUUGCUGGAACGGGCCUGCGAGAUCAGCAGAUGUCCACAUAUAUUGUGGUGUGGAAACCAAGUUGACAGGAGUAACGGAGCCAAACAGAUGCGAAUACCUCUUUGAGAUGACCACACCAGCUGUGUGUACUAAACCUGAAGACAUUAGUGGCGACGAGGGCACUCCACACGGCCACACAGAGUUGUAGAAAAUGAGUGCAUCUGGGAAAUUUAGAUUUAUUUUAUUACAUGGUUUACUCUUUUUUUUUUUUCAUACAUGUAGCUCAAAUGUUUUAAGUAAUCUUAAUUUCCCUUGUAAGCAUAAUCUAAGUUUUCAGGUUUUUAAAAAUAAGAAUGUUAAUGAGCAUAUGAGCUCAAGUGGGUAUGAAAAUUUUCAUAUUAGCUCAGGACCAGUGAUUUCUUUGACUUAUCACAUAUAUCCUUGGUUUAUCAGAAUAUUGUCCAAUGACUUUGUUGCAUUGCGACUGCCUUAAGCAGGAUGCAAUAUAUUGGUAAUCAUUUGUGAAAUUUUAUGGGUUUGGGUGAUUGCCUGUACAUUAUCUUUUGGCAAAAAUAUCAGCUAAAUUUGAUUAGGAUGCCAAUUAUUGAGAAGAUCUUAUUAUCACAGCAUAAAGCAUAUGUAAUUGGUUAUUUGCUUAACAAAAUAAGACAUAAAAUUGAGUUCAUUUAUAUAAUCUAAAACAUUUCAAACUGAACUUAGUUAUCUGUUCUCUAGCUUGUCGAAAAGAGUCACAUGCGGAAUGCUGGCCUGAAAUACAUGCCUUUUUUAAACAUAGGUCAGUAAAUCCAUAUAGAAUGAUGUCUGUGGCUGUGAUAUGUCGUCAGCAGAUUCUGUCCCAGUAGAAUAAAAGUUGAUUGUUUUUUUUGCAGCAUUACACGGAAGAAAAGAACAGAGGUGUGUCUCUGAGAUAUAUCACUUUGGGCUAUGUAUGUUUCACUUGUGUUGAUGGAUGAAUUUCACAGCAUCAGGUCAGUGAUAGGAUGUUGAUGUUAUUGUUGAUUACACACACAGAAUUACACCAAGCAUUCCUUUAACGUUUUUACACCAAUUGGCACAUUUGUGAAGAACAUUAAACAUCAUUGACCAGAAUAUACUAGUGGUUCGUGUAUGAAUUUUGUGUAUGUUAAACAGGAUACUUGUACCAGUGAGAUAGUACAAAUGAAUGGAAAUGGUUUAGGGAGACAGGGCCAGAAGAAAAAUAAUUCCAGUGUUGACUUUCCCUCAAAUAUCUUUUGUUUCCUCAAUUUUGCCUAUUUAUACCUUCUUACUCGUUUCUCCUCUCUUUUCAUCUAUUGGUUUGUUUAAUUUCCUCAUGUCUGUUUCCUCUCUGUUCCCCUAAUGUUAUAUUCUCAUGUUUUUUUCAUUUUUUGUUUUUGUGAUCUCCCUUGCACUGUUUGCAGGAUUUGCUCAGAGCCUUAGAUUAACAAGGUAAAUAUUUUCGCAUGAGCCAGAAUGUAGGGGAAAAGGUAAGAAUGCUUUUGAAAAAAAAUUAAAAAAAAAGUGAAAAAUUGGUUACCCUCUAAAUUGUUUCCUUUCCAUUUGUAAAACAAGAAAUGUUUAUUCAAGAAUUUGUUAACAGUAUCACACUGCAGUGAAAAGUCCUUGAUGAGAAUUUUUACCUAAUAUAAAUGAACACCGGUUAUGUAAUCAGCCCAUACUUGUUUGAUUGAGAGUCCAAGAUAAUGGGGCAACUGCAAUCUCAACAUUCCUCUCAGAAUAUUCUUGAUAUUUGUCAGUUGUGGUUAAUAAAAUUUUGUAAAGAU